GGACUUCUUACAGAGAAAGAGCCUUGCUGCAGCUGACACAAAUGAAAGAUUCUUAAGACAGCACAAUGCCUGGGCUCAUUAACAAGGAGAACUGGUGCGCUCUGCCACUCAGCGUGUCUGACAUCACUUCCUGUGUCAGGGGUUACACUCUGGCUCUGACAGCCUCUAUGACCUAUGAAAAUAUUGAGGAUCAUGCAAUUGAGGGGAUCUUCAUUUAUCCAUUGGAGGAAAAUUCCAUUGUUGUGGGGUUUGAGGCUAUGAUAUCGAGUCAAAUUAUAACGCUGCAAAUAAAAGACAAGGCAAAAAUUGAUAACUGUUAUCUGGACAGCUGCAACACAACUAAUGGAGCUCUGCAGAGUGGCAGUGGACACAUAGUAAUGGAUGAGGAUUUUGAGAGGACAGUAUUAGUGGUUAACCUAGGAAUCAUCCCUCCCAUGGAGACAGUCCACAUCCUGGUCAGUACUUCCUCUGAGCUGUCCACGUUGCCCGACGGUGGCAUCAGGGUCUCAUCCCCACCAGUGUGCACACCUCGGGUGCAGAGGACCAUCAACGAGGAGCAGGGGUUAUCACCAAACUUCUCCAGAACGCGUGACAGACAUUCCUCGGUCUCAAGUCCUCACGAUCAAAAUCCUAACGCCCCUCAUCUGUGGUUGACUUCCUUGCUGGAGGAGGACGCCAUCAACUCCAUGGAUUAUGAGUUCAACUUCCAGCUGGAGAUACGAGCACCCUAUCUUCUUGCAGGUGUAGAAAGCCCUUCUCAUGCCAUCCGAGCUGAUGCAGACCCUCUGGCCCGCUCUGCCACCAACGUCGUCAUCACCCUGGCUGACAAGUAUACCUAUGACUACCCAGUUCAAAUCCUCAUCUACCCCAGCGAGCCUUAUCUGCCACAUGUGCUCAUUGAGAAUGGAGACAUGACACAGGAGGAAUACGAUGAGUAUCUUCACAGCCGCAAUGAUUUCAUCAAAGCCACCAAGAAGGACCCCAGCAAUGAGAGGAAAGUAGAUAUAAUUCACAGGCGGCUGCAUAAGGACAUCCUCCACAACCCUGUGGCCAUGUUGAACUUUUGCCCUGACCUCAAAUCUGUCUGCUCAGACCUGAGGAAGGUUCACGGGGAAUUUAUCUUCCUCAUCGACCGCAGUGGCAGCAUGAGCGGAAUCAACAUCAAUCGUGUGAAGGAUGCCAUGGUGGUUAUUCUUAAGAGCCUGGUACCUGGCUGCCUUUUCAACAUCGUUGGUUUUGGAUCCACAUUCAAAUCCCUGUUUACAACCAGCCAGAAUUACGAGGAGGAGGCUGUGGCCCAGGCUUGUGAAUACAUAAAAAAGAUCAGAGCUGACAUGGGGGGGACCAACAUCCUGGCACCGCUCACUUGGAUCCUGAGGCAGCCGAUGUUUAGUGGUCACCCCAGGCUGCUGUUUCUGCUUACGGACGGCACCGUCAGCAACACGGGCAAAGUCAUCGAGCUGGUCCGCAGCCACGCACGCAACAUCAGAUGUUUUACAUUCGGCAUAGGACAGAAUGCCUGCAGGAGGCUGGUGCAAGGACUGGCGGCAGUUUCCAAAGGAACAGCAGAGUUUCUGGCUGACGGAGAGAGGCUGCAGCCAAAGAUGAUAAAAUCGCUGAAGAAAACCAUGUCUCCAGUACUCAGUGACAUUUCCAUUGAAUGGCUUUUUCCUGAAACCAAAGAAGUGCUGCUCUCUCCUGUAGGCAACACCUUCCUUUUUCCAGGAGACCGUCUGAUUGGUUACAGCGUGGUUUGCGACACCACCCGUUACCAUGACAACCCUAAAUCUGAUAAGAGGAGGCGAUACAGCAUGAUGCGCUCCACUGAGUCAGCCAGCUCGGUGUUUUACCACUCUCAAGAAGAGGAGCCGGCGAAGACGAGUGUCGACGGUCAGAGUUCCCACAGGGAAGCACCCUCUGGUGCUCUGUACACCGCCUACCAGGACUCCAUGACAAACAGCAGUCCUGUCAUCACAGAGCCAGACCUCACAGGGUUAGAUGAAACAUCACCGAGGAGGCGCGCGUACAGCACCAACCAGAUAGUUGAAUACAACCCAACAAAGAAAGUCUACACUUCCAGUGACCCCAGCUCUGUGGUGCCUAAAAAUCCCCUGAGGAGAAGCAAAGUCCAGGAGCUGAUUGGUCAGAUGAGCCCCGAACAUGAAGCACAGUGGAAAAAUGACCAUCAGCCACAGCUGGCCAGUCUGUCUGCGGCAUCUUUCAGAGGACAACCUGCCAGCUGCCAUAAGCUGCUUCCUCAGCAGGAGCCGCCUCUGCCACAGGAAAAUGACCUCGAGCCUCAUUUGCAGGCUCAUCAGCAGAGCAACCCACAGCCCAGCGACUGUGGCAUGGUGCAGGGGGCUCGCAACCAUGGUGGGGAAGAUGGAUCCAGGUCAUCUACAGAUAGCCCCUCUGUUGGCAGCAUUGGAGACCCAGAUGGAUAUGGACACCAGGUAUGUCAAGCAGAAACUCCACAAGAGAUCCAAGCAGCAGAUCUCACUGUUGCCAACCAGCAUAAAAGUGACUGCAAGGCGGUGGUUUCUGGACUUCUGUGUGGGAAACCAAUGAAGUGGGAGGUGGCAUUUGAUGUGGAUCCUUUUCUAAACGGGCGGGAACGUGAGGAAAAGGUUCACGAGGAGCUGUGGAACGAAACAUUUCACCAUCUGGCUGGACGGUCCAUCUUACGUGACUUUGAGCACAUGGCAGAAAAAGAGUGUGAGAUAGAGCACGGUUCUGGCAGGAAAUACCAGCUAUAUGCUAUUCACACCAGCAAAGCCUGCAACAUACUAAGCAAAUACACAGCAUUCGUUCCCAUUGAUCUGGACACCAAUGAAUAUUUGCAGACAUGUGUUGAAUACAUAAACCCCGGUCUGAAGAGGGGUUCCAGGUCUCGGUCAGGUAGUCGAAAGAACAGAGGUUACUCCAUCGGGCUGGGUCGCACUCAGUCUGGCGGCAUGUCGGAAGAAGUGGAAGAUGUCCUGCUACCCAACGGUGGAGAAGAUGGUGUCUCUCCAUGCAGCACCCCAUCCUCUGCUGGCUGGGAGAAAUGCAGCUUCACAGAAGUCUCCCAGAGGAGUCCGUCAGUGACCUCUGACCAAUCACAGAAAUCGGUGGAGAGUCUUUUUUCUGCCAGGCUGGCCCUCAGCAGGACUCGCCUCCUGACUCGAGCUGCCAAAGGAUUUAUGUGUCGGUCGCACAGCAAGUCCGGCGAUUCCAUCGGGGAGAGUGAAAAUGAGAACAAAGACUACAUUCCUCUGGUGUUGUUGCAGUUAGCUAGUGGUGCAUUUCGCUUGGACUCAGCUCUGUGUGAAGCCAUCAACGUGCCAAUGGACAAGCUCAAAUGGACAUCCCCAUUCACCAGCCAUCGCACCAGUCUGGGCCACCUGUCUCACUCUGGCAGUCGCCGUGCCGACAGCACAGACAACAGCUGCAGAAUGUCAUGUGAAUCAGAAACAUAUGGACAAGCUGCAGAGUAUGCCGUAAGCAUCCACAGUCCUCCUCAAACACCCAGGAGCAACUGGACAGACAUCGGUCUCUCCUCGUUGGCCAGUCCAUCUGCUGCUGCCUACCCCCCACUCUCCCCGCUUUCCUGUAUGGAUGGCGCUCGGAGUUCAGGGUCAGGGGGCUCUGAUACGGCACCGUCUGGCAGUAUGGUGAAGAGGCUGCUGGAUCCAGAGAGCAUGGUGUGGGCAACGGCUGUGGCUCUCGCUUGGCUGGAGCACAGCUCUGCCAGCUAUUUCAUAGAGUGGGAACUGGUAGCUGCCAAAGCUAGCUUGUGGCUGAGUGCACAGGACAUCCCAGAGGGAAAAGAUUUAGCCUCUAUCAAGGCUGCUGCCAAUCAGCUCUUCAUCAUCCUCAGACACUGGGAUGAAAACCUGCAACUGAACAUGCUCUGUUAUAACCCCAACAGUGUCUGAGGACUACUAGUCCAAGGCCACUGAAGGUACUCCCAUCUGAUACUAUGCUAACUGCGGCUGUGCUAUUCACUGCCCAGCAGUUUUUCCUCUGGAGUCUGGCUUUGCUGUUGCAGUCGUGAACAACGUGUAUUUGUUCUGUUUGUGUGCUGUUCCUCCAAACAUAUCACAGGCUCUUCAGAGACACUCUGUGCAAGCUCUUACCUCGCUGGUGCCAUUAACAGUAGCUGGAUCUCUAAUAGCGAGGGAUCUAUCUGAAUUAUGCCACAGACUUGAAAUUCAAGAAGAACGUCAGUGUUUGUCAUAGCAUGUUGGACCACUGACCAUCACCAUACGAGAAAAGCUAUUAUUGCCAUCAUAUUGAUGUUAUGGAUAGAAUGCUGCAAAACAUUGGUGAGAGAAAACUGUUUCUUCGUUGUCACAUACUGUUGUUACAUCUUUAAACUGAAUUUAUUGUAUUGUUGGAAAAAAAUGUUUCAAAGAAGCGUCUAAGUAUUUAUUAGCUGUAAUGUCACUUUUUCAUGCCUGUUACCAUUACAUUAUUACUACUUGCCCUUUUGGUUAAAUUGUAGGAGAGACAGAAAAAUAUGCAAAAAGCUGCAGAAAAUCUUAAUCUGUAUGUUGACAUAAAGCUAUAUAUAAAUAUAUGUGUGUGUGCGUAGUAUAGGUGGGAGUUUACAAACGUGUAUCCCACUAGCAUGUAAUUAGCUGUUUAUUAGUUAAUGAAGCAAACAUAUUUUUCUCCACUUACAUGAGUCGAUCUGUUUUGAUCAUAUGGGAUUUUCUCCUUUAAUUUAACAAAACGGCUGCACAAGCAGUUUGAAAAUUCAGAAGUAAUCUGCUAUAAGGUAAAGGUUUACACUGCAAGUAGAUUUUUACUCGAUAAAAACAAAAAAAUCCAAUUUACAACAGUCACCCUGCAAUGCUAUCUUACAGCUGGGGGUGGUAUAUGAGUUUCUGUUAAAACAUUUGAAUAAAACUGGCAGUGAAGUGAAUUCGGACAUAUGGCAGACUUAGUAAUGGAUUCGCAAACAGCUGGUGCAACCCAGUGUGCAAUUAAGAGUCCUGUUCUGGCAAUCAUAGAUAAAAAGCCCCGGUGGUUGUUAUUGUCACAUCUCAUUUACCACAAGUGCCUCAAAAAAAGUUGACAGAAAAUUAAUAUUUUCACUUAAUUAUAAGUUACUUUCUUUUUCCUUUUAAAUACAGAUGAAAAUAACAGCUGGUUUGUACAUUAUAUCAUCCAGCGAAGCUGCCAUUACUGUGGUGUGGUGCCUGCAAACCAUGACAGCAGCAUGACGGUUGGAUUGGUGAUAUCAAGCAGUGGCUUCCAGUUACAUAUGUAGGUAAAAAAAUAACAUUACACUUUUACUAAAGCUGUCAGUUUUUCAAUUUGGUUCAACAUGUUGACAUUAUACUCACCUGUUAGUUGCUGGGAUAGGCUCCAGCUUCCCUCUGACCCUUAACUGAACAAAGCGGUACAGAAAAUGAAUGAAUGCUGACAUCAUGUUCCCAAUAAACAUUAGACACCAAUGUGCUUACAUAUUUUGUUUGGAAGCUCUUGUAGUGCUUGUCAUAUGAUAGCUGGUGAACUGAUAGCUACUCCUAAUCAGCUGUAACUCAAAGUUCUGUUGAUGUAAUCCCAAAAUAGCAACAACAAAAAGUAAGAAUAAUUUUAAAAGCUCAAAGUUUUUUUUUUUUUUUAAUGUCUUUGCAAAAGUAACACCCUAUAAUAGUUAUCCUCCAAAUCUAACAGACAGCUGUAGGAAAUUUUGCAUUGCAGACAUUUCUCAGUCAUUUUCUCAGUGGAGAAAAUUAUGACAAAAAAAACAACAGUGUGAAGUGCUAUCUUGAACCAGUAGUUAAUUUUUUAGGCCUAAGUUGCUCUUUUUUAGUCCACUUCCGAUUAGCUACCCUGUCAAAAUUCUUCGUUAUUUAUUUUUU
This is a messenger RNA of Melanotaenia boesemani (Boeseman's rainbowfish), 5855 nucleotides long. It is a transcript of the gene vwa5b1, whose product is annotated as von Willebrand factor A domain containing 5B1. Bases 66 to 3917 code for a protein of 1283 amino acids. The record is from RefSeq and is a predicted model, not a curated record. The transcript has 22 exons. NCBI's taxonomy places the organism in Eukaryota, Metazoa, Chordata, Actinopteri, Atheriniformes, Melanotaeniidae.